AAACAAUAGAAGAACUAAAAUGCGUUAGAUUUCAAAAUCUUACAUUUUUUCUUCCAAAUUGAUACUUCUAAAUGAAGAUUAUGGACGCUUUAUGUAAAUUAAAUUUUUAUAAACGUUACCAAAUUGAAACGUUUGUGGAUAAUUCUGAAUCUAUGAAAGAUUGAUAGAUCUUCUAUGGAUGUUAAGACGAGAUGUUUUAUUUCUUGUUUAUUUCUACUUAACAUUUUGCCAAUAACUCAUUCAACAAUAUGUGGAACUUCCGAAACCACAGUUGGUGAAUCUGAUCCAAAUUCCUUCCAAAAUUCCGUUGGAUCCGGAACAGAUGUCGGGUACCUAAUAGAAGACCCAAACUACCAAGUCCCGUGCUGUGGUAUUGUGAACAAAUGGGAAUUUUAUGCAUUCCGAACCGGGAAUUUAGAAUGUCAAAUCUGGAGGAAAAAUUCUGCGAACGAGUACAUGUUAGUGGGAGAAAAUGUGAUAAACCGUGGAAGUACUGGAGAAUACCUAUACACAGUUCCGUCCACCAAUUCCAUCAGUGUUAAACCUGGGGACUAUGUAGGAUGGUACACAAGUACGACAGAAAUGAUUUCAUAUAAUACCGGAAAUAGUUACCCGAUUCUAAACAGAAGAAAAACCAGUCUCGGAGACAGAACUGCCGGCGACCUCGUAGACUGGAGCACCACUGGUCCGCAGACUUCCGGAAGUAAUCGUCAAUACGCCAUCAGGGCGAUCGUAAAACAAGGUAACACUCCCCAAUUUUCAUUCGGGACUUCCGUUACUGUGACGGUUCCGGAAUCUACAGCUUCCGGUGCCGCAGUAUACGUGUUUACGGUGACGGACGCCGACCCCCAGGAUACACUCACCAUGGAAAUGGUGUCCACAGACAACUCUUUUUUCAGCCUCGAUAUUAAUAACAAACAGAUUGUAACAACACAGUCUGAUAUACCGAACCAGGCCUCUUACGUCAUGGAGGUCAAAGUUUAUGACGAUUGUCGUCUGACUCAAACCGGAACCGUGACGUUAACAGCGCCUAAUACGGCGCUAACGAUAGACAAUCUGCCCAGCAACGGAACUGUGAAGGAAGACGAAACUGCUGAGCGGAAGUUGCUGGAUUUGACUGUGACCGAAUUGCAUGAUGGGUACACGUGCACGCUGACCACCUCGAACGUCCCAUUUAUUGUCAAGCAAGUGAACACUGCCAACCCAACUUACGGGGUGUACCUGAUAGACUGGCCGCAGCUGAACUACACCAAAACAUCAAGUUACAGCCUGUCCAUAGAAUGUGAAGACGGAACAGCCACAGCUACCGGGACGUACACAGUAAACGUCAUCGAAAACAACGACCCGACCAUUGACAAUACAAACUGGGUUGUGUCAAUUGAUGCGUUGACAGCCAAAGCAAGUGACGUCAUAUUUACUGUGAGUACGACUGACUCCGACAGUACACAAUUGACGUAUUCUUUAUCCUGCACCCCGACUGGCUGUCCAUUCGAUAUACUCAAUAAUGGCUACACUGGAAAAGUGGUUUUAACCGAUCGUCUGUUGCGACACACGACGGCGGGAUAUAACAUUAACGUCAUAGUCUCAGACGGAUGGAAUACCGUGGGACCGAGUACUAUUGACGUCACAAUAACUAAUAUCAAUAAUGACCCGGUUUUAACCAAUCUCCCCGAUUCCAUUAAUGUAUUGGAAAACCUACCACUAGCUACAUCCGUAUUCCAAGCCUUCGCCAACGAUACAGACUCGUCCGAUCCAAAGGUGUUCCGAGCGUCCUUUGAUAAAGAAUGGGCCGCUCAAUAUUUCACAGUGAACAGUUCAACUGGCUUAGUAUACACGUCUAGCUCAGACAACAUCAACUACGAGGUUCUCCCCAGUCCGCCAUCUUUCCUGAUGUACAUCACGGUGACUGAUGGGAAGUGGUACGACACGGACCAUCUGUCUGUUCAGAUUCAGAACGUGAACGAGCAUCCUGUGUUCUCUCAGACCCAUUACUCAAGUUCACGGACUGAGGGAGCGGGUGGCAGUAGCUUCCCGACCAUCAGGUACGAAGUGUCCGAUCCUGACAGUGCAGAUACAAAGACGUACUCUUUGGACUGUGGUAGCGAUACAAACCGGUUUUCCAUAUCAUCUUCUACCGGAACAAUUAGCUUUCAAGGGGACUACAACCUGGACGACGGGGUGUCACCGAGCGAAGUGAACUGUACCGUGACGGUCACAGAUGCUGACGGUCUAAGCGACAACUGUACCUUAACGCUCCAUGUCCGCCAUGACAAUGAAUUCACUCCGGCCUUCGCACAAGCAAGCUACAGUCUGACUGUCCAAUCUUACGAAAUAACCGGACAAAUUGUACAGACCAUCCAAGCUGCUGACCAGGACCUCUCCUCUCACGGUCACGGGAAAUACUCCUACUCCUUGGCUCCCAAUGACCGGUUCGACGUCCUCCAAAAUGGCAGCAUCUACGUGAAGAACGUCACCGAUCUCUAUGAUACCGCGGCAACGUUUACUUUAAGCCUAACCGCCACCGAUCAAGCAGGUAGCUCUGCAUCAGUCCCUGUUGUCGUAACCGUACCAAGGUACGCUACAACGAUAGCCCCAAGCUAUGUCGAUCGUCCGUAUUACUUUUUGGAUAAGUCCACUGAUAUGGCCUGGUUCAUACCGGCGUUGGUAAGUGGACUCCUCUCUAUGAUCUUCUUCGGCGUCUUCUGCUAUAAGUGUGUUGUGGAUUGCAAAUGCAGGAAACCGAAGUGUGAUUGCUGUAAACGGAAGAAAAUUUGGCGACCUAAACCUGUCCAGGUAGUGUUACCAAAACCGAAAGCCCUGCCGAUGGAAAAACCCAAGCCUAAAGAACCACCUAUGAAACCAAAACCUGCCAAAGAAAGAUCGGCUCCAAAACCGGAAAUAAAGCAUUGGACAAGGGUUCGAACCCCUGCUGAAGAGAGAGCUGAUUUAUCAUCACCAGUUUACAGAGAAAGACCUCAACCUACACAAAACCGGGAUUCUAAAAGAUCCAUUCCAAUUCCCGCAAAGCCGUACAGUCCUCCCCCGUCAUACUCCUCACCCACCGCUGACACAUUCACUCUCUUGUCACGUGAUUAUUCAGGUGCUGACCAGAGCACGUUCAUUGGGGACAGGGGCUACAUUGAAUUUGAUGCACAGAAUAGACCACAAGAGAGAAAGACAUACGAGUUCUGGACAGAUAUGACAAAUGAAUACGUAUAAUGUUUGACGUAUACUAUUAAUGUUGAAUAUUAUUUACUUUGUAAUGUUAUACUUACACACACGAAAAGUAUUAAUUAUGUCCAGAGUAAAGAGUGAACAACGGCCUAU
Magallana angulata is the source of this 3327-nucleotide messenger RNA. RefSeq names its product protocadherin-like wing polarity protein stan. The transcript is spliced from 16 exons. Gene Ontology annotation, cellular component: membrane. The coding region runs from base 175 to 3219 and encodes 1014 amino acids. The record is from RefSeq and is a predicted model, not a curated record. Gene Ontology annotation, molecular function: calcium ion binding. Gene Ontology annotation, biological process: homophilic cell-cell adhesion. Lineage: Eukaryota; Metazoa; Mollusca; Bivalvia; Ostreida; Ostreidae.